AUGGAACUACCCACGCGCGAAGGUCAACAGGACAACAGUGACCAGAAUGAGUCUGGCGUGAACAGUGAGUCCCCCAGUGUCAUUGACGACGAGGAGCUCGCUGCGCGUGAAAAAGGUGAGGCGCUUAGGACGCUGCAUGACGCUGUUUGGACUGUCAGCUCUGCCAAACACGGCAAUGGAGUGAUGUAUCUGCUGGACAACACCCAUAAUACUUUUUGGCAAUCAGAUGGGGUUCUUCCUCACACUGUCUGCGUAGAUUACGCGCGGCUGACGCCGGUGAUAGCCGUUGCUCUUUACCUUGACUUUCUGCAGGACGAAAGCUACACCCCGCGAAGGAUACGUGUGCAGGCAGGCACACACAGCGGUGACAUGGCGGAUGUUGUCUCUGCCACCGUAGAUGAUCCGCAGGGCUGGGUUUUUCUGCGAAUGAACGUGGAGGACGAUAUGCCGCCGCCAUGGGAGAUUGGUAUGACGUUUGCUACGGAAGGCGGUGUAGCUGGCAUCCACACACUUGGUGUGGAUGAAGUGGGAGAGGCAACGGACGGACCAACGUCACCAGCACCACUCGCUCCUCAAACAACUUUUGUAGAGAAUGAUGAUUACGCCGAGUUUAUGGGAGAUGGUGUGUGGUGCACACACCUUCGUAUCAUCCUCGAGGAAAACCGUCAGAACGGUCGUGAUUGCCACGUACGUGGCGUGCGAGUGCUAGGCCCCGUGCGACAAAGUGCGUUCACCACAGCAUCCUUCUCGCAGCACCUGCUGCUGCGCUGA
Trypanosoma rangeli is the source of this 771-nucleotide messenger RNA. Its product is annotated as anaphase promoting complex subunit 10. Bases 1 to 771 code for a protein of 256 amino acids. The transcript has a single exon. NCBI's taxonomy places the organism in Eukaryota, Euglenozoa, Kinetoplastea, Trypanosomatida, Trypanosomatidae. Gene Ontology annotation, cellular component: anaphase-promoting complex. The record is from RefSeq and is a predicted model, not a curated record. Gene Ontology annotation, biological process: protein K11-linked ubiquitination; anaphase-promoting complex-dependent catabolic process.